GGACAGAAACGUGGAGCUCCUAAGCAGUAAUUGCAAUGGGAUCACCAGUGAGGUCAUGUGCGCGCCAUAACAUGACAAUACCACCAGAGUAGCCUUGAGCAGCAACUUGGAUAAGAUCAGUAAAGUUAAACUCGUUGAGAAGAGGUGUGGUCCUCCAUUCUGGUCUCCGUGAGGCAUAGAAUAGUGGGGUUGUUCCAUUUGAGCAAAAAAUGCAAGUUAUGCCUAAAUCUGGUUGUUGGCGCCACGGUAGUUCCAUAACAUGUUCUUCAUGGAUCUAUUUGUCGUAGGGGAUGAUCUCCCUCCCGGAGCGAGUGCCAUUUCCAAAGUCAUUGUAAGUUGAUGGUUUUUGCCUAUCGCCUCCUGAAGUGGUGGCUGUGGAUGCAUUGUUGGUAUCAAAAGUGUGACAUACUUCUGGUCCACAGAGUAAGGGUCGAGACGAAUAUUUAAGGAGAUCGUUUCCAAGGUUGGAGGAGCCAGUAUCAAAAAUCUUCUUUCGAUGUUUUCAUGCAUGGUGAGAGUCAAUGGCUGUUCAGGUUCAGUGUCUCCAUAAAUGUGUUGUGGAGAGGCGGAUUGGCAUGAUCUUCUUCUUCUAUGUCCGAUGGUGGCGUGGCUGGUGGUGGUGAUGGAGGCAGUGUCAGUGGUAGCCGAUGAAAGUCCAUCUGUGGUGGAGCCUGGUGCAACAUUUUUGGGAAUACCUGUUGAGGCUGGCCAUUGUAGUAGGGCCAGAAAUGUGGAGGUGGGGUACAUUUAAAGGUGGCGGCAGUUUUUGCGGUUGAGGCAGCCAUUGCUGAGCUUGAGUGAGUUGGUGGUUGAGUUCCAAAUCAGCGACAUCCUGGAGGUGUAGGAUUUGCAUGACAUGAUUAUGUUGAUUGUCUGGUAGUCCAUCCUGAAUGAGUGUCAUGAGGAGGUCGUUGUUGUCAAGGAUUGUUGUGACUUGGUGCUGGAGCAGAGGAAGGUUCAACGACAUAUGCAGUAGAGUAUGUUCCGGUGGUGGUAAUGAAACAAGGUUGAAAGGUGGUGGUGGAAUCGAAGCACCCAGGAGAAGGGGCUGUAGGAGGGGUAGUGGUGGAACCAAGUGUGGAGGUAGAAGCUGAUAAUUGUUGAUUUGUAUGUGAGGGACAGGGGUCCUGUUCCUGUUGUUGCGAUGGAGUGGUGGGUAGUCGAUGCAUUGUUAUUGGAAGGUGGAUUUUUUGGUGAGGAAGGUAAUGUUGGUGGUUCUGCAUGGAUGGGAGUAGUGUGAUUUAUAGCGGUGGAUGAAUCAUGACCUUUGGGUAAUGGUGUUUCCGAUGGCACUUGUAUAUCUGUAGUAGACGGAGUAGGGUUAUUAGUGAGGGGGAUCGUAGACGGGUAGGGGUGAUGUGAUAUGGUUAGGUGUUGGUAGAAGAGGGUAUAAGGGUAUGAACUUGAUUGGUUAUUACGGAGGCGUGGUGAAGUCGUGGAAGAGGAUUGAGUGUGCCUGAUGUUGUUGAAGUAGAGGUAUUAAAUUUUAUAGUGUUAUAGGAAGCUGGGUCUUGUCUUUUGUGAUAGGUAGUAGCAGCCGUAUUUGAGGAAUGAUUUGGAGGAGUAGCAGUUGCUGACCCACAACUUUUACCAAGCGGAUUCAAAAUGCAAAAAAGUAAAUAUACAAAGAGAGCAAGAAGCGGCACUGCGUAGAGGCAAAGGAGAUGGCUCUGGGAGCAAUGACUUUGAACUUAGAAGUGAAAGAUUCAGCCAAGAAAGAAGCAAAUGGAAUUGGUAAUUAUUUAUAAUUUUCAGAUUUUUUUUUCUAUUAGGGAAAAACUUGAAAUGGUGUACUUUUCUUUUUCUAAAUUAUACUUAUAUGGAAAAGGCUUUUCUAGUGUAAAAAGGGAAAUGUAAACUUUCCUAUGUCGUAUGUAUGUCCUAUGUCUAAAAGAGUGUCAUACAGAUAUGAUAAACUUUCCUGUUGACUGUUGUAAGUGGAAAAUAAUGAGCGACCAUUUGAGGCUGAAAAGUUUCGAACUCAGGACGUCCUGAUAGACUUGAACCCACUUUGCCAGCGGGCAUAACAUUAUUUUCUCGAAGAAAGAAAAAAUACACUUAUAUACAUAGUGUUAUUUUCUGACGAAGCGGGUUUAUAUGAAUCCUCUUGACCCCAUGUGGGUCCGCCCCUGAGAAGUAGCCUUUGCUUUCAUAUUCUUGCAUGUAGCAGGGGAUGUAGAGGUAACGUGUGUUAAUGUGGAGGAAGUUUGGUUCAUAGUGGCAUGUAAUGAAGAAGGAGAGGCAGGUGAUAUGGUGGGCGGUGGGGUCAUAUCGGCUGACAUAGGGCAGAGUGGGCUAGAAUAUUGUAGAUCUACAUGGGAACUUGUGCGGUCAGAAAGAUGGGGGGCAUGUGGGGGUAGGGGUAUUAGGAGAAUGAUUGUCAUCAAUGGUAGGAUCAGGGGUGGAAAAACAAACUUGUCGGAAAGAGGAAUACUGUAGUUGUUUAAAGUGGCUGUUGAGGCAGGUUUUUGUGUAAUUAUACGGGUAGUGGGGGGCAAGUGUAUAUUAUUUUCGGGUGGUUGUUGAUUAUUGAGGGUUCAUUGUGGAACAUUCCUAUUAUUUUUUGGAGAGACUGUAUGCCAUGGGCUUUUAUCCUCGUUGGACACAAUUGGUUCAGUGGAUUGGGCUUGGGCACUGGUGAAGGGUCCAGUAGGUAUAUUUGAAGGGCAAGAGUUUAAUGUGUGGCCUAGGCAGCCGCAGAGCUUGCAUAGUGGGGUUGUUUCUUCAUAGUGAAUUGUUUGCAGGUGGGUGCCAAUUAAGAUUUCAGUUAGUAGGGGCUUACCAAGGCGCUAGAAUGCAUAAACGAGCAUAACGUCCUUGGGUGGUAUGUGUGGUGUAGGCGUCAAUCUUGAGACGUUGACCAAAGAAAUUUUCUAUUUUUUGUCGGAUUUGUUGGUCAUAAUAUUCCAUAGGGAGUUGUGGUAAACGGAUCCAAAUGGUGGAAAAAGGAGUAUGGGCUUGGGAUGGGUUAAACUUGGGUUCCCAGUGACGAAUGGAGAGAUAUUGAGAACCAAUUAACCAUGGCCCUCUUUGCAUAAGUUUGUGGAAUGUUUCUUGAAUGGUGAAUUUGAUAAGAGAGUAAUCAUAACCUAAAUCGAUUAGAUUGAGAGAUUCUUUGGAUUGCCAGAGUGUUUGUAGUUUGUUUUUGAGGAAGUUGUACGACACCUUGGGGCCUAGUAGUUUGAUAAUAAUGGAUUGGGUCCAUGGGUUGUAUAGUCUUGUUUCUUCAUGCUUAGUAAUAGGAUAAAGUGUGGGAGUGGAGAAGGUUAGAUUCAUAAUUUAAGUGGGCAGUUGGUGACAACGGAUUUAAUUUAUGGAGAUAUGUGGGUUUGGAAGAUGAUUGGUUGGAUAUGGUAGGAUCUUUAGGUCUUUUUUUGCUACGUGUUAGUUGAUCUGUUUCUUGUUCAGAUGGGGGAUGUUUCAUCUUCGAUUGGUUUUCCAUGGUGCUAACAACGAAGAUUAGUUUCUCUCUCUAGAAGCUAGAGAGAAGUCAGAGAACUGAGUUGGAGAAAGUUGGCUCAUUGUAUGUUGCUGUCUCAACUGUUCUAUAAGGAUAAUAGUAAAAUAAUUUUUAAAGUUUUUGGCCAUAAGGUAGUAUUUACAGAUGAAGAUUUUCAUACUAUUACUGGACUUAAGGUUGAGGCAGCUGAUUAUAGCUUUAUUGAUGUUAGAGAGAACCGUUUGACGGAAUGGUAUUUUUCUGAAGUGAAUAGGGGUUUGAAGGUAGAGAAUUUAUUUCAUUUUACGGAAAAGCGGUCUCGAUUGAGUGAUGGUACAACUGUUAAAGUUUCUAUUGAUGUUGAGGCUUGUGAUGAAGUUGUGGUAAAGCUUGCUCAGAUUUACCUAUUGGAAGCCAUUCUGUUGGGUAAAUUUGAAGGUCGAAAUAUGAGCGAUCGUUCUAUGAACAUCAUUGACAACGAAGAGAAAUUCAAGGUUCUCAAGGUGAACCCGUCAUAUCUUCUUGAACAUUCAUCGAAAAUUGAUGUUAGUGAGAUUGUGAAUAUGGUACCAGUCAAAGUUCAAGACAUUAUACGUUCAGAUCAGGUAAAUUUUGAGAAAAAGAUGGAGAAAAUUAUUAAUAAUGCUGGAAAAAAAAUGAAGACACAUGUUGAUAAUUCUGUUAUGGUGAUUAACUACUUUGGUGCAAUUUUUUAG
Messenger RNA from Nicotiana attenuata, 4155 nucleotides. RefSeq lists its product as uncharacterized. Bases 3526 to 4155 code for a protein of 209 amino acids. The record is from RefSeq and is a predicted model, not a curated record. The transcript has 3 exons. Lineage: Eukaryota; Viridiplantae; Streptophyta; Magnoliopsida; Solanales; Solanaceae.